AUGGAGCGCUCCCAGCGACGCACGAGGAAGCGACAACUCAAGAACAUGAGCCUGUUCAGUCUGCUCAUGUCCCUCGCUGUGCUGCCCAGCGCCGUCUCCGCUUAUCACCCUCUAUACUCCGGGUCGCGACAGUCACCCUUAUUCAUCCCUCCACAAAUCCCGUUGGCCGGCACGCCUCCUCCUCCUCCUCCUCCUCCUCCUCCUGCUGGAGAUCAUGAGUUUACCCUUCGCCACAUCGUCCAGCGAGGGGCUUACGAGUAUCCCGAACUUCAUAGGAGGCUUGACAUUCAACCACAUACACAACUUCGAGCUGUCUCAGAAGAUGGCAUUGAAGAAUCCGAACCCGCUGUUCUUAACGUCCCAUUCAUCGCUUCCUCCGAACCGGUUACUAUCGAACGUUUAGCUGACCGACGCCUUUCGGUGAUCGAGGGACACUUGGCCGCCGCAAGAGACAGUGGAUCAGCAGCUACCCUAUCAUCAUCGGAAUGGACUAUGGACACUAUAGCCGGGCCUAAUGUUACGGAUAGGCAGACGGUCCUAACCUUGGCCAAGAUGACAGCAAAUGACUACAUCGAGGUUCCAGGGACCGAGGACUGGCAGGAUAUACAUGGUAGACUCAAUUACUCCACAAGCUUUGGGUGGCAGAACGAUGGGCUGCGAGGUCACAUAUAUGCCGAUAAGACGAACAGCACGAUCGUCAUAUCGCUCAAGGGAACAUCUCCCGCUCUUUUCGAUGGGGCGGGGACGACUACGAAUGAUAAGGUGAACGAUAAUCUCUUCUUCAGCUGCUGCUGUGGACAGGGCGGUUCCUAUCUAUGGCGGCAGGUUUGCGAUUGCCAGGAGUCCGCCUUCAACGCCAACUUGACCUGCAUCGUCGAAGCUAUGAAUGAUGAGAACCGUUACUAUCGUGCUUCAAUCGACUUGUACACUAACGUCACCGAGCUGUACCCCAACGCGAACGUCUGGCUGACAGGCCAUUCAUUGGGUGGCGCUAUGGCUAGCCUAUUGGGAUUGACAUUUGGCAUACCUGUUGUCACUUUUGAGGCCGUUCCUGAAGCUCUGCCUGCCGCCCGUCUAGGUCUCCCGGUCCCUCCAGGGAACGACCCAAGACUGCCGCAGACACGGAAGUUUACCGGUUCAUACCACUUUGGACAUACUGCAGAUCCCGUCUACAUGGGAACUUGCAACGGAGUCAGUUCAGUGUGCACCUGGGGCGGCUAUGCCAUGGAGUCUGCCUGCCAUACCGGCCAGAUAUGUGUUUACGACACAGUCGGAGACAAGGGCUGGCGUGUCGCAAUCGGUACUCAUCGUAUCAAGGCGGUUAUCUCAGAUGUACUGGAGGUAUACGACGAUGUUCCACGUUGUACGCCAGAAGAAGAGUGCUACGAUUGCGAGCUUUGGAAGUUUUUCAAGAGUAACGGGUCCGAAAGCACUACUACCACAAGCUCUACUACAUCAACUACAACCACGUUCACCUCAACCAGGACAACAACCUGCAAAACUCCUGGUUGGUGGGGCUGUCUGGACGAGACUACAACGACCUCCGAAACGACAACUACCACGACGACAACGUCGACGUGCAAAACCCCUGGUUGGUUUGGGUGCAAAGAUCCUACAUCGGCCACAACGACUACUGAAGCCCCUACAACAACCACGACCUGCAAGGACCCAGGCUGGUUUGGCUGCCGCGACCCCCCGUCAACGACCACUCCUCCAGCCUCCGCACCGCAGACGUCUACAUGUGAUGAUCCGGGGUACUUCUGGGGUUGUUGGGACACCCCAACCGCGGCUAGACACGUCAUAACGCCGCCGCCAACCCUUCCUCACUAA
Molecule: messenger RNA, 1830 nt
Organism: Aspergillus calidoustus
Lineage: Eukaryota; Fungi; Ascomycota; Eurotiomycetes; Eurotiales; Aspergillaceae
Source: the annotation of a GenBank genome assembly